Molecule: messenger RNA, 7590 nt
Organism: Acanthopagrus latus (yellowfin seabream)
Lineage: Eukaryota; Metazoa; Chordata; Actinopteri; Spariformes; Sparidae
Product: hornerin-like
Exons: 13
Coding region: 1-7590 (2529 amino acids)
Source: RefSeq, a predicted model, not a curated record
AUGGCGUCCGCACUGAUGGCUUGGGUUUGGCUCGGAUUAAUGCUAGCCCAGCUCAACAAGACAGGAAGCCACAGCUCCAACGACUGCAGCCCCCACGACUGGAUCUCCAACCACUGCGGCCCCAACUACGGCAGCUCCAACGACUGCGGCUCCAACCACAGCUGCCCCCACAACUGCGGCUCCUACAACUGCGGCUCCUACAACUGCUGCUCCUACAACCGCUGCCCCAACGACUGCAGCCCCCACAACUGCAUCUCCAACCACAGCUGCCCCCACGACUGCAGCUCCCACUACUGUUGCCCCAACCACCUGCCCCCACGACCGCGGCUCCUACAACCGCUGCCCCAACGACUGGAGCUCCAACAACUCUGCCCCCACGACUUCAGCCCCCACGACUGUGGCCCCGACCACUGCAGCCCCCACGACUGCGGCCCCAACUACGGCAGCUCCAACCACAGCUGCUCCUACAACCGCUGCCCCAACGACUGCAGCCCCCACAACUGCAUCUCCAACCACAGCUGCCCCCACGACUGCAGCUCCCACUACUGUUGCCCCAACCACGUCAGCCCCCACCACUGCGGCCCCAACCACGGCAGCGCCAACGACUGCAGCCCCCACGACUGCAUCUCCAACCACAGCUGCCCCCACAACUGCAGCCCCAACUACGGCAGCUGCAACGACUGCGGCUCCAACCACUGCUGCCCCCACGACUGCGGCUCCUACAACUGCUGCUCCUACAACCGCUGCCCCAACGACUGCAGCCCCCACGACUCUGCCCCCACGACUGCAGCUCCCACUACUGUUGCCCCAACCACCCCCCACGACUGCGGCCCCAACUACGGCAGCUCCAACCACAGCUGCUCCUACAAACGCUGCCCCAACGACUGCAGCCCCCACAACUGCAUCUCCAACCACAGCUGCCCCCACGACUGCAGCUCCCACUACUGUUGCUCCAACCACGUCAGCCCCCACCACUGCGGCCCCAACCACGGCAGCGCCAACGACUGCAGCCCCCACGACUGCAUCUCCAACCACAGCUGCCCCCACAACUGCGGCCCCAACUACGGCAGCUGCAACGACUGCGGCUCCAACCACUGCUGCCCCCACGACUGCGGCUCCUACAACUGCUGCUCCUACAACCGCUGCCCCAACGACUGCAGCCCCCACGACUACAACUGCAGCCCCGACAACUUCAGCUCCCACUACUGCAGCUCCGACUGCAGCCCCCACAACUUCAGCCCCGACCACAGCUGCCCCCACGACUGCGGCACCCACUACUGCAGCCCCCACGACUGCGGCUCCAACCACUGCAGCCCCCACGACUGCGGCCCCGACCACUGCAGCUCCAACGACUGCGGCCCCGACCACUGCAGCUCCAACGACUGCGGCCCCAACCACAGCAGCCCCCACGACUGUGGCCCCAACUACGGCAGCUCCAACGACUGCGGCCCCAACUACAGCUGCCCCCACGACUGCGGCUCCAACCACGGCUGCCCCCACGACUGCGGCUCCUUCAACCGCAGCUCCCACGACCGCAGCCCCGACCACUGCUGCCCCCACGACCGCAGCCCCCACCACUGCGGCCCCAACAACGGCAGCUCCAACGACUGCGGCUCCGACCACAGCUGCCCCCACGACUGCGGCUCCUUCAACCACAGCUCCCACGACCGCAGCCCCGACCACUGCUGCCCCCACGACCGCAGCCCCCACCACUGCGGCCCCAACGACUGCAGCCCCCACGACUGCAUCUCCAACCACAGCUGCCCCCACGACUGCCCCUCCCACUACUGUGGCCCCAACCACAGCUGCCCCUACGACUGCUGCCCCCACGACUGCGGCCCCGACCACUGCAGCGCCCACGACUGCGGCCCCGACCACUGCAGCCCCCACAACUGUGGCCCCAACUACGGCAGCUCCAACGACUGCGGCUCCAACCACAGCUGCCCCCACGACUGCGGCUCCUUCAACCGCAGCUCCCACGACCGCAGCCCCGACUGUGGCUCCAACGACCGCGGCACCGACCACUGCAGCCCCCACCACUGCGGCUCCCACUACUGCAGUCCCAACCACAGCUGCCCCCACGACUGCGGCCCCCACGACUGCGGCUCCAACCACAGCUGCCCCCACGACUGCAGCUCCCACGACCGCAGCCCCGACCACUGCUGCCCCCACGACCGCAGCCCCCACCACUGCGGCCCCAACAACGGCAGCUCCAACGACUGCGGCUCCUACCACAGCUGCCCCCACGACUGCAGCCCCCACGACUGCGGCUCCAACCACUGCAGCCCCCACGACUGCGGCUCCGACCACUGCGGCCCCGACCACUGCAGCUCCAACGACUGCGGCCCCGACCACUGCAGCUCCAACGACUGCGGCUCCAACCACUGCAGCUCCAACGACUGCGGCUCCGACCACAGCAGCCCCCACGACUGCGGCUCCAACCACAGCAGCCCCAACAACGGCAGCUCCAACCACAGCUGCCCCCACGACUGCGGCUCCUUCAACCGCAGCUCCCACGACCGCAGCCCCGACCACUGCUGCCCCCACGACCGCAGCCCCCACCACUGCGGCCCCAACGACUGCAGCCCCCACGACUGCAUCUCCAACCACAGCUGCCCCCACGACUGCCCCUCCCACUACUGUGGCCCCAACCACAGCUGCCCCUACGACUGCUGCCCCUACAACCGCGGCCCCCACUGCAGCGCCCACGACUGCGGCCCCGACCACUGCAGCGCCCACGACUGCGGCCCCGACCACUGCAGCCCCCACAACUGUGGCCCCAACUACGGCAGCUCCAACGACUGCGGCUCCAACCACAGCUGCCCCCACGACUGCAGCCCCCACGACUGCGGCUCCGACCACUGCAGCCCCCACGACUGCGGCUCCGACCACUGCAGCCCCCACGACUGCGGCUCCGACCACUGCAGCCCCCACGACUGCGGCUCCGACCACAGCUGCCCCCACGACUGCAGCUCUAACGACUGCGGCUCCAACCACUGCAGCCCCCACGACUGCAGCUCCCACUACUGUUGCCCCAACCACGUCAGCCCCCACCACGGCGGCCCCAACCACAGCAGCUCCAACGACUGCGGCUCCAACCACAGCUGCCCCCACGACCGCGGCUCCUACAACUGCCGCUCCUACAACUGCUGCCUUAACGACUGCGGCCCCGACUACAGCUGCCCCCACGACUGCGGCUCCUACAACUGCGGCUCCUACAACCGCGGCCCCAACGACUGCAGCCCCAACGACUGCAUCUCCAACCACAGCUGCCCCCACGACUGCAGCUCCCACUACUGUUGCCCUAACCACGUCAGCCCCCACCACUGCGGCCCAAACCACGGCAGCUCCAACGACUGCAGCUCCAACCACAGCUGCCCCCACGACCGCGGCUCCUACAACUGCCGCUCCUACAACCGCUGCCCCCACGACUGCAGCUCCAACCACAGCUGCCCCCACGACUGCAGCUCCCACGACCGCAGCCCCGACCACUGCAGCUCCCACGACCGCAGCCCCGACCACUGCAGCUCCCACGACCGCAGCCCCGACCACUGCUGCCCCCACGACCGCAGCCCCGACCACUGCGGCCCCCACGACCGCAGCCCCGACCACUGCGGCCCCAACAACGGCAGCUUCAACGACUGCGGCUCCAACCACAGCUGCCGCCACGACUGCAGCUCCAACGACUGCGGCUCCAACCACAGCUGCCCCCACGACUGCUGCUCCUACAACCGCUGCCCCCACGACCGCGGCCCCGACCACUGCGGCCCCAACUACGGCAGCUCCAACGACUGCGACUCCAACCACAGCUGCCCCCACGACUGUGGCUCCCACUACUGUUGCCCCAACCACGUCAGCCCCGACCACUGCGGCCCCAACCACUGCAGCUCCAACGACUGCGGCUCCAACCACAGCUGCCCCCACGACCGCAGCCCCCACCACUGCGGCCCCAACAACGGCAGCUCCAACGACUGCGGCUCCAACCACAGCUGCCCCCACGACUGCGGCUCCAACCACUGCUGCCCCCACGACUGCGGCUCCUUCAACCGCAGCUCCCACGACCGCAGCCCCGACCACUGCUGCCCCCACGACCGCAGCCCCGACCACUGCGGCCCCAACAACGGCAGCUCCAACGACUGCGGCUCCAACCACAGCUGCCCCCACGACUGCGGCUCCUUCAACCGCAGCUCCCACGACCGCAGCCCCGACCACUGCUGCCCCAACGACUGCUGCCCCCACGACUGCCCCUCCCACUACUGUGGCCCCAACCACAGCUGCCCCUACGACUGCUGCCCCUACAACCGCGGCCCCCACGACUGCGGCCCCGACCACUGCAGAGCCCACGACUGCAGCCCCCACAACUGUGGCCCCAACUACGGCAGCUCCAACGACUGCAGCUCCAACGACUGCGGCUCCAACCACUGCAGCCCCCACGACUGCGGCUCCAACCACUGCAGCCCCCACGACUGCGGCUCCGACCACUGCAGCCCCCACGACUGCGGCUCCGACCACAGCUGCCCCCACGACUGCAGCUCUAACGACUGCGGCUCCAACCACUGCAGCCCCCACGACUGCAGCUCCCACUACUGUUGCCCCAACCACGUCAGCCCCCACCACGGCGGCCCCAACCACAGCAGCUCCAACCACAGGUGCCCCCACGACUGCAGCUCCAACGACUGCGGCUCCAACCACAGCUGCCCCCACGACUGCGGCUCCUACAACUGCGGCUCCUACAACCGCGGCCCCAACGACUGCGGCCCCAACGACUGCAUCUCCAACCACAGCUGCCCCCACGAUUGCAGCUCCCACUACUGUUGCCCCAACCACGUCAGCCCCCACCACUGCGGCCCAAACCACGGCAGCUCCAACGACUGCAGCUCCAACCACAGCUGCCCCCACGACCGCGGCUCCUACAACUGCUGCCCCCACGACUGCAUCUCCAACCACAGCUGCCCCCACGACUGCAUCUCCAACCACAGCUGCCCCCACGACCGCGGCUCCUACAACUGCCGCUCCUACAACCGCUGCCCCCACGACUGCAGCUCCAACCACAGCUGCCCCCACGACCGCAGCCCCGACCACUGCGGCCCCCACGACCGCAGCACCGACCACUGCGGCCCCCACGACCGCAGCCCCGACCACUGCGGCCCCAACAACGGCAGCUCCAACGACUGCGGCUCCAACCACAGCUGCCGCCACGACUGCAGCUCCAACGACUGCGGCUCCAACCACAGCUGCCCCCACGACUGCUGCUCCUACAACCGCUGCCCCCACGACCGCGGCCCCGACCACUGCGGCCCCCACCACAGCUGCCCCCACGACUGCAGCUCCCACUACUGUUGCCCCAACCACGUCAGCCCCCACCACUGCGGCCCCAACCACGGCAGCUCCAACGACUGCAGCUCCAACCACAGCUGCCCCCACGACCGCGGCUCCUACAACUGCCGCUCCUACAACCGCUGCCCCCACGACUGCAGCUCCAACCACAGCUGCCCCCACGACUGCUGCUCCUACAACCGCUGCCCCGACCACUGCGGCCCCAACUACGGCAGCUCCAACGACUGUGGCUCCAACCACAGCUGCCCCCACGACUGUGGCUCCCACUACUGUUGCCCCAACCACGUCAGCCCCCACCACUGCGGCCCCAACCACGUCAGCCCCCACCACUGCGGCCCCAACCACAGCAGCUCCAACGACUGCAGCCCCCACGACUGCAGCUCCAACCACAGCUGCCCCCACGACUGCGGUUCCUACAACUGCCGCUCCUACUACCGCUGCCCCAACGACUGCGGCUCCAUCCACUGCAGCGCCCACGACUGCGGCUCCGACCACGGCUGCCCCCACGACUGCGGCUCCAACCACGGCUGCCCCCACGACUGCGGCUCCAACCACAGCUGCCCCCACGACUGCGGCUCCUACAACUGCUGCUCCUACAACCGCUGCCCCGACCACUGCAGCCCCUACAACUGGAGCUCCAACGACUGCAGCCCCCACGACUGCAUCUCCAACCACAGCUGCCCCCACGACUGCCCCUCCCACUACUGUGGCCCCAACCACAGCUGCCCCUACGACUGCUGCCCCUACAACUGCGGCCCCAACCACUGCAGCCCCCACAACUGCGGCCCCAACUACGGCAGCUCCAACGACUGCGGCUCCAACCACAGCUGCCCCCACGACUGCGGCUCCUUCAACUGCUGCUCCUACAACCGCUGCCCCCACGACUGCAGCCCCCACGACUGCGGCUCCUACAACUGCCGCUCCUACAACCGCAGCUCCCACGACCGCAGCCCCGACCACUGCUGCCCCCACGACCGCAGCCCCGACCACUGCUGCCCCCACGACCGCAGCCCCCACCACUGCGGCCCCAACCACGGCAGCUCCAACGACUGCGGCUCCAACCACAGCUGCCCCCACGACUGCAGCCCCCACGACUGCGGCUCCAACCACUGCAGCCCCCACGACUGCGGCUCCAACCACAGCUGCCCCCACGACUGCGGCUCCAACCAUAGCUGCCCCCACGACUGUGGCUCCUACAACUGCGGCCCCAACGACUGCAGCCCCCACGACUGCGGCUCCAACCACAGCUGCCCCCACGACUGCGGCUCCAACCACAGCUGCCCCCACGACUGCUGCUCCUACAACCGCGGCCCCAACGACUGCAGCCCCCACGACUGCAUCUCCAACCACAGCUGCCCCCACGACUGCAGCUCCCACUACUGUUGCCCCAACCACGUCAGCCCCCACCACUGCGGCCCCAACCACGGCAGCUCCAACGACUGCAGCUCCAACCACAGCUGCCCCCACGACCGCGGCUCCUACAACUGCCGCUCCUACAACCGCUGCCCCCACGACUGCAGCUCCAACCACAGCUGCCCCCACGACUGCAGCUCCCACGACCGCAGCCCCCACGACCGCAGCCCCGACCACUGCUGCCCCCACGACCGCAGCCCCGACCACUGCGGCCCCAACAACGGCAGCUCCAACGACUGCGGCUCCAACCACAGCUGCCGCCACGACUGCAGCUCCAACGACUGCGGCUCCAACCACAGCUGCCCCCACGACUGCUGCUCCUACAACCGCUGCCCCGACCACUGCGGCCCCAACUACGGCAGCUCCAACGACUGUGGCUCCAACCACAGCUGCCCCCACGACUGUGGCUCCCACUACUGUUGCCCCAACCACGUCAGCCCCCACCACUGCGGCCCCAACCACGUCAGCCCCCACCACUGCGGCCCCAACCACGUCAGCCCCCACCACUGCGGCCCCAACCACAGCAGCUCCAACGACUUACUGGAGAAGGAACACCCAGCCAAGCUCACCAUCAGCCGCUCGCACGACUGCUACUCCAACUACAGCAGCUCCCAUGGCAGUGGCUCUGACAACAGUGGUGCCAAUGACCUCGGCUCCAACAACUGCAGCCCCUACGACUGCAGCGCCAACCAAGACCGCGGCUCUGGCCACAGUGGCCCCCACGACUGCAUAUCCAUGUCUCCUAGGUGUGCAGAGUGGAUCGAUCCACUCCUAGGAGGCUUGAAUGCGGAGUGGACCGGUCCACUCCUGGGAAGCUACUAUUGUGUGCAAGUAUGCUAA